This is a messenger RNA of Hirsutella rhossiliensis, 993 nucleotides long. Its product is annotated as nitronate monooxygenase domain-containing protein. The transcript has 3 exons. NCBI's taxonomy places the organism in Eukaryota, Fungi, Ascomycota, Sordariomycetes, Hypocreales, Ophiocordycipitaceae. Gene Ontology annotation, molecular function: nitronate monooxygenase activity. The record is from RefSeq and is a predicted model, not a curated record. The coding region runs from base 1 to 993 and encodes 330 amino acids.
AUGCCUCUCGCCACAGAGCUGACCCGGCGGCUGGGCAUCCGAGUGCCUGUCGUUCAGGGUGGCAUGAUGCACGUCGGCACGGCGGACCUGGCCUCGGCCGUCUCCAACGCCGGCGGCCUCGGCAUCAUCACGGCCCUCAUCUUCCCCUCGCCCGCCGAGCUGCGCGCCGAGAUCCAGCGCUGCCGGCGCCUGACGCGCAACCCCUUCGCCGUCAACCUGACCCUGCUGCCUUCCAUGGUCCCGCCCGACUACGGCGCCUACGCCCAGGCUGUCAUCGACGAGGGCAUCUCCAUUGUCGAGACGGCCGGCAACUCGCCCGGCCCCAUCAUCGCCCAGCUGAAGCGCGCCGGCAUCACCAUCCUGCACAAGUGCACCACCAUCCGCCACGCCCAGAGCGCCGUCAAGCUUGGCGUCGACUUUCUCAGCAUCGACGGCUUUGAGUGCGCAGGCCACGUCGGCGAGAGCGACAUCACAAACUUUAUUCUCCUCAGUCGCGCCCGCCAGUCCCUGAACGUUCCCUUCAUCGCCUCAGGCGGUUUCGCGGACGGCUGGGGCCUCGCCGCCGCCCUCUGCCUCGGCGCAUGCGGCAUCAACAUGGGCACCCGCUUCAUGUGCACUGUCGAGGCCCCCAUCCACCAACGCAUCAAGGACGAGAUUGUCGGCGCCCAGGAGACCGACACCACCCUUCUCCUCCGCCGUUGGCGCAACACCAGCCGCCUCUACAAGAACAAGGUCGCCCUCGAGGCCCUCCGCGUCGAGCGCGAGAGCACCACAGGCGAGUUUGCAGAGGUCGCGCCCCUCGUCAGCGGCAAGCGCGGCAAGGAGGUCUUUGUCAAUGGGGACCCCGAGCAUGGUGUAUGGACCACGGGCCAGGUCAUCGGGCUUAUUCACGAUAUCCCCACGUGCGACGUCUUGGUCAAGCGCAUCGAAAAGGAGGCCGAGUCGGCGCUGAAAGAGAGACUGUCUCUCAUACAGCCUGCGCCCAAGCUAUAG